Psilocybe cubensis is the source of this 1977-nucleotide messenger RNA. RefSeq lists its product as uncharacterized. The transcript is spliced from 6 exons. The record is from RefSeq and is a predicted model, not a curated record. The coding region runs from base 1 to 1977 and encodes 658 amino acids. Lineage: Eukaryota; Fungi; Basidiomycota; Agaricomycetes; Agaricales; Agrocybaceae.
AUGCUUACCUACCAUCGAGCUCUGUUCGCGCUGCUCGGCGCAGCGCUGGGCAUACAGAGCGCUGGAGCGGUGACGGUAUACUACCCGCCUAUCCAGAGCCAGCUUAUGGCGGAAGCUUCAAUGUCGUCCGCCGUGGUGAUCGCAGGUGCAAAGUACACCGGACUGCCUGCGUAUAACCCUACCGUGCUCCAACCACCACCACCGCCUGAUCCGAGCACGAUGCCUACGCAGUUUACUAUCCAGCUGAAUAAUGCUGUCCCGCCUGCUGCGUCAAAGCAGCAGAAUGGGUCUUUUCUUGGGUUUUCGGUCGAAAUGUCGGUCGUGAAUCAAGUCAUUCCUUUCCUCAAUUUGAUGGCGAAUCUGCAGUCGCGUGUAGGGCGUAUCAAUAUUCGUGUUGGCGGAAACACACAGGAAACAGCGACGCUGGUCAACAGCACGCAGGACGGGAAGAUUCUGGAGAAGGACCUUGCAGACGUUUCCAAUCCCACGCAAACGCCUCCUCUGGUGUUCACCCCCGAGCUCCUUUAUAUGCUUAGCAACAUAUCUUCCCACGUUAAUGUGCGGUGGCAUCUUGGGGUGCCCUUCAACGACACAUCCAACUUCCGCCUGGGUAUCGUGGAGCAGGGCCAAACCAUCCUUGGAGACUACCUCAUCGGCCUCCAGAUAGGCAACGAACCCGAUCUUUAUGCAACGCAUCAGCAUCGACCUCCGACUUAUUCACCUCAGGACUAUUUUAAUGAUUUCGGGUUGAUGGUGAAUGCGCUGAAGCAGGAUCCCCUUGUAUCCCAACGCACGCAGCAGCUCUUGAUAGGACCUAGCAUUCAGUUUAUCUGGACACCUGAGCAAGUAUGGGCGACAAACUUUAUACCCGCGUACAGCGACAGUCUGGCGUUCCUGUCUGUGGAACGAUACCCGAGCGAUAACUGCGCCGUGGCCUUCCCUGAUUCUGGCGGCACCGUGCAUGAUCCACAACAGACAUUCCCCGACUACCUGACCCAUCAAAGCGCCGCCGCCCUUGUUGAACCCUAUCUUCCCUCCACCGCUCUUGCUCAACAAAGCGGAAAAGAGUUCUUGAUGUUCGAGACUAACACCGCUUCGUGCGGCGGUUUCCCGGGUAUCAGUGACUCCUUUGGUGCGGCGCUCUGGGGUGUAGACUAUGCGUUGCAGAUGGCGGCUGUCAACUUCUCCGGCGCGUUGUUCCACGUUGGAGGGCAGAGUGUGUCGUACAACCCAUUUACACCACCUCCAACGAAUGAAAGCACGUUCCACCAGUGGACUGUUGGCCCCCUUUAUUACUCUUCGCUAGUCGUCGCAGAGGCUCUUGGGCCUAGCAACACCUCACAGGUCAUGUUCCUUGAGGCUAAUAAUAACAAUUCUUUCACCCCGGCCUAUGGAAUCUGGGAGAACGGAAACUUGGCCAGGGUUCUACUGAUCAACUUUGUGUCGGACAAUUCCACACGCAGCGACCUCAGCGUGUCCCUCAACAUGGACGGUCCAGGUAUGCCAGGAACUGUAAAAGUAAAACACCUCUUAGCGCCGUCCGUUGCGCACAAGGGCAAUUUCACCUGGGCGAAUCAGACGUUUGGGGGCGUGUUCGAGUCGGAUGGGCGGCCGAAGGGCGAUGAGGUUGUCGAUACUAUCACAUGCACGCCGGCUGCGGGGGCGACGGGGAAUACGUGUGUUAUCCCUGUGCCUGCUCCCGGGGCGGCGCUCGUGUUCUUGGGCUCGGUGACGGACAACGCUGCUGCGCCUAGCACGACGUUUGCGACCACCGCCGUCACGCGGUUCCGCAACACGGCGACGGUGGACUCGCUCGUGCUGUCUACGUCCAAUGGGAGAAGCGGGAGCUCGCAGAGAUUGGGGAGUACGAGUCCGGAAAGUAAUAAGAAUGCGGCGGAUAGGUUGGGGUUGAGCGCUGGUCUGGGUGGUGUGGUUGCUGUCGUAGCACUCCUAGUUUCGACAUGGUUGGUUCUGUAA